Letharia columbiana is the source of this 927-nucleotide messenger RNA. RefSeq lists its product as uncharacterized. Bases 1 to 927 code for a protein of 308 amino acids. Lineage: Eukaryota; Fungi; Ascomycota; Lecanoromycetes; Lecanorales; Parmeliaceae. The record is from RefSeq and is a predicted model, not a curated record. The transcript has a single exon.
AUGUUGUAUUCAAACCUUCUCAAAGGUCCCUUCAGCAUAGCCCAAGAUCCCACCGUCACCCACGUCGCGAGUAUUCUCGCUACCAUCGCCGUCGCAGACUACAAGAAACAACCGCCCGUGGGCUACUUCUCCUUGCCGGCGGAAAUCAGAGACAUGAUCAUGGAGCUUGUCUUUGUCCAAGGGUCAAUGAUUCUCGACUCCAAAAGUCCGGUCAAGCGCGAGCGCAAGGCUUCUCUGCUGCAGGGGGCGGUCCACCGCGUGAUGAAGACCGUCGACAGACACGGCGGCCAUGAGGACUCGAAGCCGCCACGUGUCCUUCAGCCUCCCGGCUUCCAAUUCCUGGCCACGUGCAGGCAGGCUUGUGCGGAAGGCCACGCGGCUUUCUACUCUUCGAACGUCUUCGACCUGCUGCCGGGUCCGCUCUCGAAUACGCUCCGCGGCUUGAAGGCCCUCCAGCCUCAGCAUCUUGCGAUCAUCAAGAGGGUUGGAUUGACAAUAGGCUCGCUGGACCUGACGCCCGCAAUCCGCGAACGCGUUCACCAGGAACUGCGAGUGCGCUAUGGGGCUGCGUGGACGGAUGGGCCGAGUCUCGCGCGUUCAAUCCGAUGGAGUACUCGGGUAGAAUGGCGACUGAAGUGCCUGUGGAGGGCGAAACUGGACUUCAUUCUAACUCAGUGGGAAGGAUUGACGGUGCUCAAGAUUACGAAUGCGGAAAAGUCGCUCGAGCUCGACGCCGAUGAUGUGGCAAAGACCGUGGAGUUCCUUGAGGGGAUGAACGGAGAUAUCUUCCGGUCGCUGGAGAUCCGGGAGUUGGUCUGGCGGGCGGAGGAGCUCGUUCAGGAGGAGGUUCAGGACAUGAUCGAGACGGAUGGCUGGAAGGCUCUCGAGGCGGAGGUCGAGAAGAUCGCUUCCGGGAUGAGCGAUUGA